Molecule: messenger RNA, 1830 nt
Organism: Adineta ricciae
Lineage: Eukaryota; Metazoa; Rotifera; Eurotatoria; Adinetida; Adinetidae
Source: the annotation of a GenBank genome assembly
AUGAGUGAUAGGCAGCCUCUGUUGGAUGCGUCAGGCAAGCUGCCGUCUGGCGAUGACGAUGGUUUCGGUAGUGAUAUCCACCAGAAGCAAGUCCCAAAGAGCAGCUUUUCUACGUGGCGACGAUAUUUUUCAAGAAGUACCAAAAUGGAUGCAAACAAUAAAAAGCCAGAUGACGAAGACGACGCGAACGAUAGAUAUCAUGAUAUUGGGUUUUUCGAAAUUUUUCGACAUGCAGAUGGUAUCAGUGUUCUUCUUAUGCUCACUGGCUUACUCCUUUUGGCAAUACAUGCAGUUUGCGUACUUGCCAAUCUAGCUCUUUUUGGUAAAAUUACUGGUGUUUUUGCUGUGGAAUCAUUUGAUAAUGAUUGCCAUAAAGUACAUAGAAAUUUGACAGCUCUUAUCACCUACGACAGUGACUGUCCUCUAGGCAUUGCAGUCGAUGCAGACAACAAUAGUCGGCUUUAUAAAUUAUGUCAUAAUGUCGAUACGGUUGCACUAGCAACAUCACCUUCAUCAUCGCUUUUUCGGGCGAAAGUUAUGACUAUAAUUUAUUGGUUAAUCCUUAUUGCUGUUGUUGUAUGGUUGGCCAGUUUUCUUGAAUAUGCUAUUUGGUCGAUUGCUAUAAGACGGCAGACAGCUCGUAUGAAUAUCUUGCUCUUUCAAUCGCUGCUACAGCGUAAUGUACCAUACUUUGACAAACAUCCAGCUAGCCAAUUCAAUAGUAACCUAUUUGGCAACAUUGCGAUGGUAGAAAAGGGUAUUGGCGUAGAUUUUUUGAUCAUGCUUGGGGCAGUACUAGGUAUAUGGGCAAGUUUGAUCACAUGUUUCAUUAUCAAUUGGAAAUUAUCUCUGAUUUUAUUCUUCACUGUACCUAUUGUUAUGACCGGUUCCACGAUAUUUUCUAAGCUUCUUGCUCGUGAGACAGAAAAUGAAUUCAAAUCGUAUUCAUCAGCUGGGCGUAUCGUUCAAGAAGUAGUAAGCUCUGUCCGAACGGUUUUCUCACUUAAUGGCGCCAAAUUUGAGCAACAGCGGUACGAGAAGGAAUUAGAGUCAACUCAUUGGAGUACUGUUCGACAACGUGCCAUAUGUGGUGUUUUUAUGGGUUGGCUAUCUUUUAGCUCUUACAUAGUUUAUGCCGUUGGUUUCAUCUUUGCUUCUAUGUUCAUGUCUUAUGCAACUCAUCACGGACGGGAAAUUACUGAUGUCCUUGUUAUUAUUAUGAUGUUUGCUCAGUGUCUAGCAUACUUUGGUAUGAUUGUGCCUUUCUUUCAAUCAUUUUCGGAAGGGCACGGUGCUGGGAAAUCUGGAUUUCGACCUAUUGAUGAAGAACGAGAUCCAAACUUAAACGAGAAGGAUUUGUUCACAGAAGAUGCCUCUAAUGAAGACUCAGUUUGCAACAUUGUCGGUGACAUUGAAUUUAAAGAUAUAAAUUUAGUUUAUCCGUCUCGAAAAGAUGUGUCCGUUUUACACAAUCUCAAUCUGAUUGCUCGUACCAAUAAAACGACUGCUCUUGUUGGUGGAAGCGGUUCCGGUAAAAGUACAUGUAUGUCACUUCUUCUUCGAUUUUAUGAGCCAUCAUCGGGUGAAAUAACGAUCGAUGGUCAAGCAAUAACACAAUAUUCAAUUAAAUGCCUUCGACAAAAUAUUGGAAUUGUCAGUCAAGAGCCUAUUUUAUUUGCAAUGACUAUUUAUGAAAAUAUUCGUCUUGGUAAAUUAAACGCAACGCGUAAAGAAAUUGAAGAAGCGGCAAAGGAAGCCAGCGCGCAUGAUUUUAUUAUGAAACUACCUCAUGUUUGUAGAUUUUGUUUUUAUUUUGUCUCAUAUAUGUGA